AUGGGGAAGAUUUCACUUGUUGCUGCUAUUGGCCUUUCUUUUAUGCUGUGCUUGUUAGCAGUUACUGCCAACAAGUUUACCGUCACGGUCACCGCGACGGAGGAUGAUAUUGAAAAUCAAGAGUCACAAAGCUGCCAAGAGCAGAUCCAGGGGCAUAGGCUCAAUCACUGCAGGAUGCUCCUUCCAAGAAGCGGUCAAUAUUAUGGCGACGGGCUGAGCAUGGUGACGGAAGACGAUGAGAUGCACAACCAAGGACAGGAGCAUCUCCAACAAUGCUGCCAGGAAUUGAGGAACAUUGUCACUAAAUGCCGCUGUCCAGCACUAAAGACGAUUGUGACGCCGGGAGCCCAAGCUCAUGUCACAGAGAGCUCGGUCUCUCCCCCGCGCAUGCAACAUUGA
Messenger RNA from Solanum dulcamara, 399 nucleotides. RefSeq names its product 2S seed storage protein-like. The record is from RefSeq and is a predicted model, not a curated record. Gene Ontology annotation, molecular function: nutrient reservoir activity. The coding region runs from base 1 to 399 and encodes 132 amino acids. NCBI's taxonomy places the organism in Eukaryota, Viridiplantae, Streptophyta, Magnoliopsida, Solanales, Solanaceae. The transcript has 3 exons.